Molecule: messenger RNA, 1832 nt
Organism: Humulus lupulus (European hop)
Lineage: Eukaryota; Viridiplantae; Streptophyta; Magnoliopsida; Rosales; Cannabaceae
Product: UDP-glycosyltransferase 91C1-like
Exons: 1
Coding region: 198-1619 (473 amino acids)
Molecular function (GO): UDP-glycosyltransferase activity
Source: RefSeq, a predicted model, not a curated record
UAUUAUACAUAUUGAUUAUUGAGUUGGAUAAGCGUUAUACUACUUUCACUCACAAUAACUCCACCUGAUGUCAUAAAUAUAUAUUUUUUAUAUAGUAUUCUCAAAAAUAUAUAUUUAUAUAUAUAUUAUACUCAAUUGCAGUAUAUGUUCAUAUAUCAGAGCAAUUUUUAUUAAGCGAGCUAUUGCUCUUUCUGAAUAUGGAUUACCAGAAGAAGCUAAGCAACGAUCAUAUUCAACUUCACAUAGCAGUAUUCCCAUGGCUAGCUCAAGGCCACCUUAUUCCAUUUCUCCGAGUCUCCAACUUCUUAGCUCAUAAGGGUCACCGUAUUUCCUUCAUUUCCACCCCAAAAAACCUCCGUCGUCUCCCAAAUAAUUUCAUUCCCUCAAAUCUUUCCCAUCUCAUAACCUUAGUUGAGCUGCCUCUGCCACCUGUGGACGGCUUACCUGAUGGGGCUGAGUCAACCGCCGACUUACCCAUUCACAAAGUCCCUUUCCUCAAGAAAGCCUUCGACGAGCUCCAACCCGGCUUGACUCAGUUUCUGGAAGGCCAAGUCAUCAACUGGAUCGUGCACGACUUCGCUUGUUACUGGCUACCCCGAGUUGCGGGUCGACUCGGGAUCAAGUUGGCUUACUUUUCCAUAGUAAACGCCUCAACGAUGUCGUUUAUGGGACCACCGUCGGAACUGGUGAGUGGUUACCGCAGCCGGCCGGAGGACUUCACGGUGGUCCCUAAGUGGUGGAAGGAAAUGCCUUACGAGGUCACUUUUAAGUUGCACGAGAUGGAGUGUCACUGGGACUGCAUGGACUCCGAUGUGUCGGAUUUUCAGCGGUUAAAGGAGGUGGUUCAGGGCUGCCAUCUCCUAGUCACCCGGACUUGCCCCGAGUUCGAACCUGAAUCGCUGAGCCUUCUGAAGACUCUCUACAAGAAACCGGUUCUUCCGAUUGGGCUGUUGCCACCGUCUGAACCUCGAGAAGAUGGAGACGAGAGAUGGGAAGUUCUGAAACAGUGGCUAAAUCGCAAAAAAGAUAACUCGGUGGUUUAUAUUGCACUUGGUUCGGAGUUAAGUCUGGGUCAAGAAUCAAUGCACGAGUUAGCGAGUGGGAUAGAAAAAUCUGGGUUGCCGUUUAUUUGGGUGAUUAACGAUCGCCCGAUGGUAGAAGGAAGAUUGGGUUCGGAUAUAAUUCCAUCUGGUUUUGAAACCCGGGUGUCGGAUCGUGGUUUGGUAUGGAGGGGUUGGGCGCCCCAACUGGGGAUCUUGGCUUACCCAUCGAUUGGCGGGUUCUUGACUCAUUGCGGUUGGAGCUCAGUGAUCGAGGGACUCGGGUUCGGACGGGCGUUGAUUCUGUUUCCCGGUGGAAACUCAGAUAUCGGGUUGGUUGCGAGGCAGCUGCACAACAGGGGAAUUGGGUUGGAAAUUCCCCGAGAUGAUAGAAACGGGUCGUUUACUAGUGACUCCGUGGCUGAGACGAUUAGGCGAGUCAUGGUGGACAAGGAUGGAGAAGAGCUCAGAGCACAGGCACGUGGCAUGAGGGAUAUCUUCGGCAAUGUGGAAAUGCAGAACAAGCACUUGAACGAGUUUGCUGAGUUUCUUGUCAGGGGGACUUCCAGUGAAUUGUAAAUCUUGUCAAGUUUGUAAUAUAGUUAGUGGCUUUUUUUAUGUUUAUUUCCCCAUCAAUUUUAGGACUCAAAUCACCUGUAUAAUUUUUCUGUCCCAAACCCUGUCUGAUUUCAAAUUUUAUUAUUAGUUUAUCGGUGUUUUUGUUCCGUUAAUUUUUUUUUUCUUUAGUAAAUUAUGUCUAAAGUAUUUGAAUUUACUUCCUCUUUAUUUGAA